Molecule: messenger RNA, 1251 nt
Organism: Adineta steineri
Lineage: Eukaryota; Metazoa; Rotifera; Eurotatoria; Adinetida; Adinetidae
Source: the annotation of a GenBank genome assembly
AUGACAAGUGAAAACGAAUUAAAUAUUAUUCAAGCAAAUGACAUAAAUGAAAAUAAUGACAUAUCUACAAAUGAAAAAGAAUCAACAGUAUUAAUCAAUCCUAUUAAUGAAACAGUAUUACAAAAAACCGAAGAUGAUAAUGAACAAAUAAAUAUUGAAAAACCAAAACGUGCUGGAAGAAAAAAACGAGAUAUAUCCGAUAUUAAAAAUGAAAAUUUAAAUAAUGAUCCGACAAUUGAUACUCAACCAUUAUUUGAACAGCCAAUUAUUGUUGAAGGAAAACGUUCACGAAAACCAACAUUACGUCUUGAAUUAUCUGAAUUAGCUCCACCGAAAAAAGACAUAUCGAUUCCUCAGGGUCAUGGUAAAUCUUUAGGAGAAAUUGAAUACAUUAAUUAUCAAAUAACGCAUGGAUCAACUGAUGUUUUAUCUCUUAUACGUAAUAUAUGUUUUGGACGACGAGCAAAUAAAUCAAAUAUGCUUGAAAAACUUCGAGAAUUUAAUGGAUUUGACUUUGAAGAAGAUAAUGAUGAAUAUCAACGAUAUUUAAGCAAUAUAAUAAAAUUAAAAAAAGAUCAAUUACAAGCAAUUUCAGAUAUACUUGGUCUACCAACAACUGGUCGUAAUGAUGAACAUGCUGAACGAAUAUUACAAUUUUUAAUGAAACCAGUUGAUGAAGGCAAACCAAUACCGGAACGGAAAAUGUCUAUGCGUACGUUGAAUAAAACUAGCACCAAUUCAAAAGAAUCAAUUCCUACAGAUGAAGAAGAUAAUGAAGAUGGUGGUGAGGAUGAUAAUGAUGAUGAUGAAAUUUUUAAUGAAGAAGAAGAAGAAGAAGAAGAAGAUGACGAUGAAGAUAGAAUAGAAUCAGAUGAUGAUUAUAUUGAUAGUGAAGAAGAACGUGUUGUACGUAUGAAAGAUGAUCCUGAUGAUUUUGCUUAUCAACCUGGAAAGAAAACACCAAAGAAACGAUCAUCAGUUAAACGUUCACGAAGUACAAGUUCUCAUAAAAGAAAACGAGGUCCUUCAACGACAAGACGUGGUCGUAAAAAAGCAAACGUAAAGCCUAUUGAAAAAACUGAACAAGAAGAUUUACCUGCGCCUGUUGAAACCAUGGAACAAAAUGAAGACGAAAGUGACAAAAUAAAAGAAGAUGAUUCUACUACUGAACCUAAAACUACAAACAUAUCAGAAGAACAUGACACAACGAUAAAUAAUAUAACCUCAGAUAUAACUCCAUUAACAAGUUAG